Molecule: messenger RNA, 1055 nt
Organism: Paramecium pentaurelia
Lineage: Eukaryota; Ciliophora; Oligohymenophorea; Peniculida; Parameciidae
Source: the annotation of a GenBank genome assembly
AUGAGAAGACUUGUGCUUGGAUUAUUAUGUGUAGUUUUGAUGACAGCAAGAAAUGUAAUUUUAUAGACAGCAGAUCAUGGAGUAUUUACAGAAGUGUUCAAAACAUAUGUAUGAAUGUUGGUGUAACAGUAUAAAGGCGAAAUCAAGUGAAUUCGGUGGUAGGUUGUUUGCUGAGUUAUUAAUGAUGGCUUAAAAGGGAGCAACUUUAUAAAAUUUAAAUGAUCAUGUAGAAGAGCUAAGAAAUUAUUUAUCUGAUGACCAAGCUGAAGAUGAGAAAUAUUUAAUGAUAAAUAAUAAGAAUAGGAAUCUGGUUUAUAAGGAUUGGUAAAUGAAGUAGAGGAAUUGAGAUUGUCAGUAGAAAGUAUUAAUGCAAGAAUCAAAGUUUUGAACUAAUAAUAAUAAAUAAUUGAAGGUUUAUUUGAGAAUGAUUAAUUUGCUUAUUAAAAGAGAUUGGGAGAUUAGAAUGUGAUUUUAGAAUUGAUAGAUUAAUUGAUAUAGCGUUUAAAUGCAAUGUCUCAAGAUGGACAUAGUCUAAUUGAGAAGGAUAAUUUACUUGAUGAGAUAAAGGCAUUGGGAAGAGGAAAGCAUGUAGAAGUCUUAGCUUAAGUAAUAUAGUAAAUAAAUUGGUUAGAUAACAUCUCAUUUGGGGAAUGAAUAUAUAGGUAGAAUAAUGGAAUUGUUAAGCAAAUUAAGAGAUGCAGUUCUUAACAGUUUAGAGGCAGAUGAAGUUAAGGAAUAAGAGAAUAUUAGAUUAUAUAAUAAAUUAAGUGGAGAGAUCAGAAAGUAUUUUGUGUAAUUGAACAUUAAAGUUCCUUUGCUGAGAGUACAAGAUAAUAUUAAGAAUUGGAUGCUCAUUAUUAGAGUUAGGAAUAUGAGUUGAAUGUAAAGAUGGAAGGAGUAAAGGAUGUAGGUUAAAAAUUAUAAGAUAGAAAUGAUGAUAGGUUUAAUUACUUAAUAAUUAUAGACAAUUUAUAUUGGAUAGAGUUUAAGAGGCUUAGAAAUUAUUAAAUGAUAAUUUGGAUAGAAUAGUUAGAUGGUCGAUAAAAAGUGAAUGA